GCUGGGACUUGGUCGGCGUCAAUUAUCCUUACGUGUCAUCACCCGAAUCCUUCAUCGCUUGUAGACUCCUUUGCCUCUGAAGCGGUCUGUCACUGGCUUCAACACCAUGAAGCUCAACUCUGUGGCGAGCCUCGUGGCUGCAACAGCUAGUGUUGCGCAAGCCACCGCUUCACCAGACGAUUCACUUGCGAUAUUCGCUAAGCGGAGGACGGCGGAUCUUGCCCAGUUCCCUGAUCCUACGUGGUUUAGUAAAAUCGACUCAUGGCUGUCUUCACAAAAGGAUGACGGAACUUGGUCAGAUGUGAAUUAUCUGUCGGGAUGUGCUGCGCAGCGCGCCAAUUGGCCAAUCCAAGAGCAUUGGAAUAGAUUGAUCACCUUAGGCGCUGCGUGGAGCGGUGCGAACCCUGCAGUUUCUAGUAGCCGGGCCAAGGACUCCAAGCUUCUAGCGGCGGUGCAAAAAGGCCUGGACUAUUGGUUUAGCAAUGAUUAUACUCCUGCCGACUGCAUGGGAGACGGUGGUGACGCAACAAAAGGUUGUCCCUGUGGUACGCCUGGUCUAUGGAAUACAAACUGGUACGAUCAGGCCAUAUUGAUACCCCAACUGUGUUCAACGGCAUGUUUGCUCGUCAAAGAUGCAAACCUCACCGAGACUCAACGGGCUGGGUGCGAGCGCAUUCCAUAUCGAGCAUACGCCCUUCGAGAUGGUACUUAUGGCACUGGUGGCCGCAUGACUGGAGCCAACAUGGUCUUGGUCAUGCAAAACUCAGUCACUUUGGCCCUUUUUACUGAUAAUAGUACUAUUUUGGCCGAUUCCAUGACUAGAGCCAUGUCUGUGAUGACUUUUGUCGACACUCCUGGACAAGACGGCAUUCAUCGCGACGGCACAUUCCUGCAGCAUAAUGGGAUCUUGUACAACGGCAACUAUGGCAAAGAUUUGUUAAAUGCCUUCAUCCAGCUCGAAGGGGAAGCCAUUGGCACGUCAUUUGCUGCCAACAACGAUACGCGAGCGGCUAUGUCAACUUACGUGAAGGGCGACGAGUGGCUUAUUUACACAGAUUCUCAGACUAGAACCGAGCACUGGGAUUUUAAUGCCAUUGGCCGCUUUGUUUCUUUCCCUACAGUUGACUUACAGGCCAGCGCUGAUAUUAACUUCAAUGUUUCGAAACUCGCAGCUGCCACAGCGGACUUCAAGGGGUCAUAUGCUGUCAACGACACCAUUCGCAGGCUGCUGUCCAAUGGAACAGAAAAGCUUACAGGCAACAGAGGCUUCUGGGCUAGCGACUACAUGGUCCACCGCCGAUCCAACUUCAUGCUCACAAACAAGAUGAUCUCAACAAGAUCAGCUAAUUCGGAAAGCGUGAAUGGAGCUAAUCCGUACGCGUAUCACAUGGGCCACGGAACGCUGUACUCCUACGUAAAGGGCAACGAGUACAAGGACAUUAUGGGGGCGUGGGAUUGGAAUCUUGUUCCUGGAACAACUACUUUACUCAACCAGCCCAAGCUCCAAGCAUCUCAAGUGAAGUACUACGGCUUGAAAGACUUCGUCGGCGUUGUAAGCGAUGGUAUAUUUGGCGCUGCGGUUGAAGACUACAUCGAUCCUCUCACUCAAAAUCUCUCAUAUCGCAAAUCUUGGUUCUAUGUUGAUGAAGGUGUCAUUGUCAUCACCACUGACAUCAAAAAGAAUGCUACUGCUGGAAAUGUCCCGGUCAUUACUGUACUAGAUAAUCGCGCUGCAGAUUCCUCCAGGGCUCUCGUUAAAAGUGGUUUCAUUGCACAGCUGGGAGAGCAGCAUCUAGCUACCGACACUCUCUAUUAUGGAAAUAACGGCUAUCUAGCCUACGACCGCCCUUUUCAGCUAACCUUGUCCCAAGGCAAGAGAAGCGGCAACUGGUCAGAGAUCUCUACCUCGACGCAGGGCAUGGAAACUGUCGACAUCUUCUCCGCGUAUACCACUAUCAAGGGCGACUCAUUUACCUAUGGCUUCUUUCCAUCUAUCUCAUCUCUGAAGCUACUUAAAGAGCUUGCAAAUCCCACAUGGAAACCCAUCAACAAGAAGGGGGUAUCUGGUGUAUACGGCAAGGGUAGAGCCAGUCUCUCAUUCUGGCCUGGUGGUGCAAAGUCUGUCAAGCUAGACUUGAAGGAGCUCGGAUGGUCGGACAAAGCUGGAACUCUGACAUUUACUUCCGACCAGCCAGCUUUGUAUCUACUCAGCGCACAGAAGAAGGACAAGAAGAGUGUACGCCUGGUAGUAACACUUGCGGAUCCUACGCAGAAACUUGCCGUCGCAUCCUAUUCUAUCAAGAUCUCGGGCCAGCGUUAUAAAGUGAGAGAGGUAGACGAGAAGAGCGAAGGCCUUGAGAAGAGAGGUGAUGGCAGCAUUGGCUUUGGUGUGAAGCUGCCUGCUGGAGGCUUGGCUGGAUCAUCAAUUAGCGGCGAAGUGAUUUUGGAGUUGAAUUAG
This is a messenger RNA of Trichoderma asperellum CBS 433.97, 2458 nucleotides long. RefSeq lists its product as uncharacterized. Gene Ontology annotation, biological process: carbohydrate metabolic process. Gene Ontology annotation, molecular function: carbohydrate binding; lyase activity. Gene Ontology annotation, cellular component: extracellular region. The record is from RefSeq and is a predicted model, not a curated record. NCBI's taxonomy places the organism in Eukaryota, Fungi, Ascomycota, Sordariomycetes, Hypocreales, Hypocreaceae.